CGUUCUCCUCCAUCAAACUUGACAUGAUCAGCACAAACAAUGCUGAUCUGAAGGGAAUUGCAUUAUCUUGAACACUUACCAGGGCGAGCUAUUGUCCUGAUCUGUUCGCCGUCUUUGGUUCCUGCAAUCGUCUCUGGGCGGAGACAAGACAAAUCUGACCUCAAAGUUCAAUCCUUCGCUACUCCGUGCUCGCCAACGGUACAAAGAAGCUUACGAUGGGCCGCUAUGACUUCCGUGCCCAACGCAUCCUCUCCACUGCCAAUAUAGCUCUCGAGACGAAACGCAUCUCGAUGCCACCAGUAUGGCACGAUGUUGUGCAGAACAUCCCGCCUCCGCCACGGGUAACACGGCCAGUCAAGAGUCAAUUGACAAAGGGAAUGUACAAGCCCCAACGAAUACGUUAUCCUGAGGAUGCUCUGCGUCAAGAGUUCUUCUCGGAUCACCCAUGGGAGUUAGCGAGACCGAGAGUCGUGCUCGAGGACUCGGGCGAUGAUCACAAGUCGUACAAUUGGAGCGUGUUGGAACAGGAGGGAAAGAGAAUGGAUGGCGAAAGCGUCGUCCAGCGUCAACUGUACCUGAAGCAGCAUGGGUAUAGAUCGGAAGAAUCAGCUGAAGCGCAGCCUGUAUCGCAUUACCGCGCCUAUGACAUUGCGCGGCAUGAAUUCUACAAGCAUCGUCACUUUGAAGACGUCGAGCGGCGUAUCGCGAAGGAGGAGGCUCUUCAUACAGGUGCAUACUUUAAUCUCGGACCGAAUGCUAUCGCAGAGCCGUUGGAAGAUGCGGAAUUUGAGAAGUGGAAGCAAUGGGCUACUGAACGAGCGAAUCAAAUCAAGAACGCUCGUGUGGCGGGAUACAGUGGAGCAGAAAUUGAUGCUGAUGAUGGCGAGUCUCCAGAGGCAGCCAGGCUGAGCGAAUUGGCGAUUGCUGAAGAGGAAGAGAGGUCAAGAAGAGAAGAAUUAAUGGCGCCAAGAGAACGGCUACCAGCGACGACUAUCGGCACGGUAGCGGAUGUUGCUGGGGAAAUGUCGCCCUUUCGGUGAAGUGGGAUAUGCUUGUGUAAUAUAAGAACAACAGAAUCGUCUUGUUUUGUAUCCAUGUAUAGCUUUGAAAAAAAAAGGCAGUGUGCUAUGAGUUCUUGACUAUUGCAAUAAGGUCGGGUAUCUUGCAAACGUAUAUACAAAGAAUCGCUCAUUAAGCAUGCCACGUAAUCCAAAUC
Molecule: messenger RNA, 1216 nt
Organism: Verruconis gallopava
Lineage: Eukaryota; Fungi; Ascomycota; Dothideomycetes; Venturiales; Sympoventuriaceae
Exons: 2
Coding region: 216-1040 (274 amino acids)
Cellular component (GO): mitochondrial small ribosomal subunit
Molecular function (GO): structural constituent of ribosome
Source: RefSeq, a predicted model, not a curated record